CGAAAUCUUAGGUUUGCGCAGAGGGCUGCUUCAGUUACUAAGGAAGAGACAAGAGCUGCGAUAUUGACUGCGGCGGAUGAUAUGCUGUCAACAAAGAAUCUCAUAUCUAAGCAUGGAUUGUCCCAAAUCAUAUCGUCUCCUCGAGGAUAUCAGGUCGAAUUGUUCGAGCGAGCCAAACACCAAAACACUAUAGCGGUUCUCGAUACCGGCUCUGGCAAAACUCUCAUUGCAGUACUGCUGCUUCGGCAUAUGAUUGAUCGUGAGCUUGCAGACCGAGGGGCCGGAAAACCUAAACGUGUCUCUUUUUUUGUUGUCGACUGCGUGACGCUUGUAUUCCAGCAAUAUUCUGUGCUUGAAUGCAAUCUUGAUCAUAAAAUGGAGCGAUUUUGUGGGGAAAUGGGAUGCGAUCUCUGGUCAAAAGAAACCUGGCAACAACACUUUGAAGAAAACAUGGUCAUUGUUUGUACCGCAGACGUGCUAUAUAACUGCCUCUCCCAUUCUUUUCUGAACAUGAGUCAAAUAAAUCUUCUCAUCCUUGAUGAAGCUCAUCAUGCAAAAAAGAAUCAUCCAUAUGCAAGAAUUAUCAUGGAUUUUUACCUUUCGGAGCCUGAUGAGACCAGGCGACCUAAAAUCUUUGGCAUGACUGCAUCGCCAGUGGAUGCAAAGGUGGACGUAAUACAGGCAGCUAGGGAAUUGGAGACGUUGCUUUGCAGCCAGAUUGCAACGACCUCUGAUCUUGCUCUUCUUCAAAAGUCUGUGAGCCGACCUCUGGAAAUUAUUGGGACUUACGAUCCCCCUCCUUCUGCAUAUGAGACACCCCUCCAUCAGCAAUUAAAGUCUGUAUGCGGCGACGUUGAGGUUUUCUCAAAGCUUUUCUUCCGUGCCAAGGAAGCCACCGCAGAGCUUGGUCCGUGGUGCGCAGAUCGCCUAUGGGAAUGGACUCUCUUGGAGGAGCAUGAAAGCAAGAUUGAAUCUCACGCAGAAAAGAGAAUUCUCGAGACUUCCGACCCUAAUGCUGUGGAGAAACUCGAUGCUGCAAUGGAAAAAAUUCAGCAGGCCAGGAAGUUUGUCAGUGAGCAUACUUUCCAAGUCCCUAAUUUAGAUUCCAAGGGAAUGAGCGCAAAGGUCCGGCUGUUGUGUCAUUACUUAAAUCUGUUUUUUGAGCGUCCGACUCAGGCGAAGUGUAUAGUCUUCGUUCGACAACGCCAUACUGCGCGAUUGCUUGUUGACCUCGUUCAACGGAUUGGCACUGAGCACAUUAAAGUCGCCCUUCUCGUUGGUACUCGAGCAGGAGAGGUCGGAGACCUUAGCGUUUCUUUCCGGCAACAGAUGGUUACGCUCAUGAAGUUUCGCCAGGGAGAAAUCAACUGCCUUUUUGCGACAUCGAUUGCAGAGGAAGGCCUGGACAUCCCUGAUUGUAACCUUGUAAUCCGAUUUGAUCUCUAUUCCACCUUGAUCCAGUAUAUCCAAUCUCGUGGACGAGCUCGCCACGUCAACUCCAGAUAUAUUCAUAUGGUCCAGAGAGGACAUGAAGCGCACGCGAAAACAGUUCACCAUGUUCGACGUGCCGAAGGUAUCAUGCGGGGCUUUUGUGAAGCACUGCCGGCCGACCGUAUCCUUCAAGGGGAUGAUUACGACCUAGAUGCUGCUCUGUUUAGAGAAAAGGACUACCGCGCAUAUAUAGAGCCCGAGACCAAAGCUAGAUUGACUUAUGGUUCCACCUUAGCCGUACUUGCCCGGUUUAUUGGCUGCUUGCCUCAUGACAGUGAAUGUGUGCCAAAGGUCGACUUUGUAAUGUCCUCCCACGGUCGAAGCUUUAUCUGCGAGGUGAUUCUCCCUGAAAACGCGCCAAUUAGGUCUGCUAUCGGUCGUGCAUAUGGGAAAAAAUCGCUUGCAAAGCGGUCAGCGGCAUUUGAGGCAUGCUUGCUGCUCAGAAAGAAGCAUUAUCUAGACGCCAAUCUUCUUCCAACGAUUCAAAAACAGCUCCCAGCAAUGAGGAACGCGCUUUUGGCAUUGAACAUGAAGAAGACCAAUACAUACACAAUGCGUGCCAAACCUGACUUUUGGGAAGAAACAUGGGGAUCAGUGCCAGAGGGACUUUUUAUGACGGUACUGGAGCUUGCGAAUCCGGAAGCGCUGGGCCGUCCCUACCAACCAUUGGCCAUGUUGACUCGAAAGCCAUUUCCUGAGAUACCUAAUUUCGUAUUACAUCUUGAGGCAGGACAAACCUCUGAAGUCAGAUGUGCACAAUUCAAACCCAUUAUGAGUCUAUCCCACGACUUUCUGGAGCGGCUUACUUCAUUCACUUUCCGUAUUUUCCAGGACAUAUUCAACAAAAAGUACGAAAUCGACCUCAAUAAAGUCUCCUACUGGCUUUCUCCAAUUCACAAAGACAUGGAUAUUAAUGAGCAUAUCACGAGUCCUGCGGACCUUCUAGACAUGCAAACAAUUGAGGCUGUAUUCGAAAAGGAAGAGCUGGAAUGGACGCCUGAGACUCCUGAUUCGUUCUUGGAAAAUCGAUUCCUAGUAGAUCGUUGGGAUGGCGGAAGGCGAUUUUUCUCCAUUUGUGUUGAUCCGACCAUGCAACCUCAAGAUCCAGUGCCUCCCGAUACUGCGCCAGGAAAGUAUAUGGAAAAUAUUCUUGAUUAUAGUGUCAGCCUCUUCAAGAAGUCCAGGGCAAGAGCGAAGUGGAUCGAAAAGCAACCAGUGAUCCUGGCUGACAAAGUUGUAUAUCGGCGGAACUGGCUUGAUGCCAUCACGACAGAGGAACAAAGCAUCAAAACCAAGUGCUACGUCUGUCCUGAGCCAUUAAAAUUUUCUGUACUACCAACCAGUGUUGCCGCUAUGGGAGUCAUCUUUCCGGCAAUUGUCAGCCGGUUAGAGUCCUAUUUGGUUGCCCUCGAGGGAUUCGCAACGCUUGGUCUACAGGCCAAGCCAGAGCUUGCGCUUGAGGCGAUGACCAAAGAUUCUGACAAUACAGAGGAGCACCGAGAGGAGCAGAUUCACGUGCGGCGUGGCAUGGGCAAGAAUUACGAACGGCUUGAGUUUAUUGGAGACUGCUUUCUUAAAAUGGCCACUUCAAUAGCAUUGUUUGCGCAAAUGCCAGACAAUGAUGAAUUUGAGUACCACGUCAAGCGAAUGCUCCUUGUUUGCAAUAAGAAUCUUUUUGAAGGAGCCAAGCAGCUGAAGCUCUACGAGUACAUUCGAAGUCAAGGCUUUUCCAGACGCCUCUGGUACCCCGAGGGUUUGAAGCUCUUGGAAGGAAAAGGCGCCAACAAGACGGGUAAAGAGGUGCACACACAUAUCCUCGGCGACAAGACUGUAGCAGAUGUCUGCGAAGCAAUGAUUGGAGCGUCGCUAGUUUCAUUUCGUGAAGGAGACGACUUUGACAUGGCAGUCAAAGCUGUUACUGCCCUGGUCCACAACGAGCAUCACCACAUGCUUCAAUGGAGCGAUUAUUACAAGGCUUACAAACGCCCCGCAUACAUGACUGCUAGAGCGACGGCUUCGCAGCUCGACAGCGCGGCAAAGAUUGAGACCAAACAUGCAUAUCACUUCAAAUACCCCAGACUUUUGCGUUCGGCGUUUAUUCAUCCAUCGUGCGGCUUUAGCUUCGAAAAAGUUCCAACAUAUCAGCGAUUAGAAUUUCUGGGUGAUUCCCUACUAGACAUGACUGCCAUCAACUUUCUAUUUUACAAUCAUCCUAACAAAGACCCGCAGUGGCUCACGGAGCAUAAGAUGGCCAUGGUAUCGAACAAGUUCCUCGGCGCGUUAUGCAUCAAGCUCGGCUUUCACAAACAUCUUCGAUACCAUGGACCACUCGGAGAGAUUACCAACUACGUAACAGAACUCGAAGAGGUUGAGAGAGAAUCAGAAGGAGCUAGAGACUACUGGACACAAGUGUCCAACCCGCCAAAAUGCCUUCCCGACAUUGUUGAAUCAUACGUCGGUGCCGUGUUCGUCGACUCCGAAUUCAACUUUGCCGAAGUGCAGCGCUUCUUUGACACACAUAUUCGGUGGUUCUUUGAAGACAUGAGCAUCUACGACACAUUUGCCAAUAACCACCCUACUACCUUUCUUCACAACCUUCUCCUCCACAACUACGGCUGUCAGAAUUAUCGUCUCCUCGCACAGGAACUACCCGCUGUCGACGGCCUCAACGGCGCCCCUACACAGGUCGUAGCCGCCGUCAUCAUCCACAACCAAGUCGUCGCCGACGGAUCCGCAGCGUCGGGCAAGACAGCCAAAGUCAAAGCCAGCCAGAAAGCCCUCGAAGUCUUGACCGGGCUUGCACCUUUUGAAUAUCGCAAAAUGUACAAGUGCGACUGCGAGGUCAAGGAUGCGGACGGUAACGUGGACAUGACGGAGUCAAAGAUAAAGAUAAAUGUUGAGAAGCGCGGGGACACUGUAUCCUCUCAAAGUGGUAGAACUGCAGCUGAGUCUACCGCUUUUACAACAUCCAUUUCUCCUCCUACGACGACGACGACGACUACAACAAAUACUGUUGCGGGGGUCAAUGCCGAUAUGGCUAUUUAGAUUUUCUAUGCUCCCUUUUUCCUUUUUCUUUCACUUUUCAUCUUAUAUUUCCUCUUUCCCCCU
Xylona heveae TC161 is the source of this 4599-nucleotide messenger RNA. RefSeq lists its product as hypothetical. Gene Ontology annotation, biological process: siRNA processing. The transcript is spliced from 11 exons. Gene Ontology annotation, cellular component: nucleus; cytoplasm; RISC complex. Gene Ontology annotation, molecular function: ribonuclease III activity; DNA binding; RNA binding. Bases 82 to 4536 code for a protein of 1484 amino acids. NCBI's taxonomy places the organism in Eukaryota, Fungi, Ascomycota, Xylonomycetes, Xylonales, Xylonaceae. The record is from RefSeq and is a predicted model, not a curated record.